Molecule: messenger RNA, 2089 nt
Organism: Coffea eugenioides
Lineage: Eukaryota; Viridiplantae; Streptophyta; Magnoliopsida; Gentianales; Rubiaceae
Product: ninja-family protein mc410
Exons: 3
Coding region: 282-1784 (500 amino acids)
Biological process (GO): jasmonic acid mediated signaling pathway; negative regulation of DNA-templated transcription
Cellular component (GO): nucleus
Source: RefSeq, a predicted model, not a curated record
CUCAUUCCCAUUGCCCUCACUAAAACAACCACCAUUUCCAUUCCACCCCCAAACAGCCCAAGCACCAAACCCUUUUUCGGCGGCUCUCUCAGUAUCGGUUCUAGCACCUCUGAGCUUCACAAAGGGGUUUUGAAUCAACCACCAUCAGAUGGAUUUGUGCAGAUGUUUAAGCUUAUGGUCUGUUGCUACAUACCUGAAGUGCCUUCUUAGUGAGAGCAUCCAAAUAAUUCUGGGAUCAGAGUGUAAUUGCAUUUUGAUGAAAAUCUGACUGUUAGACCAAGAUGGAGGAUGAUAAUGGCCUAGACCUGAGCUUAUCUCUUCCAUGUGGUGGAGAUAGUAAUACGUCUAAGGGUAAAAUUGGCACUUCAUCAGAAAAUAGGUCAGACAUUAGUGACAGAGAUACCAAAUUGAUCAAUGAAUUUAAACAGUUUCUUGAUGGCGGCAACAUGCAAAUUGUCUCUGGAAUGGUGUCUCAGGGGAUUGAUUCUGCGAAACCUGAGAUUUUCUUCAGCAACCUUUCAAACACUCCUGCUGAUGUAGAUACUUCUAAAAACAUCAACAGUGGCGUAUUUUGGGCUGUAAAUGAUAGGCCUACUGAAGGUGAAGAAAAUAGGACAGAUAUUCGUGAAAAACGAAAAAACGUUUUUGGCGAGACAAGUAAACCAAAGAAGCAUGAGAAAGAGACUGACGGUAGUGAUCUACAAGACAAGGCAAGGGUGUCUUACAUUUCCAUAAAUACUGAUGAUGGUUCGACCGCAGAAAAUGAAGAUGUUGCAGAUUCAGAAGCUGAGGCUUCAACGUCUAGGCAGCAUAUGUUGCACCAGGAUGAUUUAGCGAAACGAUAUGCCGGAACUGCUCUAUCUGAGGGGCGCAAAGAUUUCCAUGGGAUAUCUGAGUCAAAUGUUGGAGAAUUACCAGGACAAAAGAGGUUUAUUAUUACAUCAGAAAGGGAAUUUAAGGUUGGGAACAUGCCUCAGAGUGUCCAGUUCCCUGUCCAGUCGGGUAACAUUGUGAGCAUGUCUCAGCCACUGCCUGCAAAGGACUCUAAACCUGAUGGUGUUGCCAGCAGACAACUACCUAACAUGAUGCAAGUUAUGGCUGCUACGAUCAGCGAUAGAACUGGAGGCCAACCUGUAUUGCCUGCAAAUGCACCAUUAGUGGUUAGCUACUCUUCGGUCCCGCUUCCAGCACUAGAUAAAGAUAAUUCUAGGCCAGUGGUUUCUCAUCUGCAGAUCCACCCAUCCUUUGUCAACAGGGUUUCAACACACUCAGAUAAGCACAUGGAUAAUCUGAAGAUAAGUCAAGUAGUUCCGCAAAAGAUGCCUGAAUCUAAGCAACACGAUGGGAAAGGAUUAUAUUAUGCCAUGGGGAAUGGUAAGCUGCUGGCGGAGGGAGGCGCUUCUACUCAGACAGAUGAUGAUACGAAAGGAAGCAAAGGGUCCAUCAGGCCAAAAGACAGACCUGAGCCACCAAGAACAGAAGCGUUUCCUUCUGAAUAUCCGACCAUAAAGCCAGGUAUUGCUGCGGAACUGAAAUUUGGAGGUUGUGGUUCGUACCCAAAUUUACCUUGGGUUUCUACAACUGCUCCUGGCCCAAAUGGCCGAACAAUAUCAGGGGUAACCUACAGAUACAGUCCUACGCAGAUAAAGAUAGUAUGUGCUUGCCAUGGUUUGCACAUGUCCCCUGAGGAGUUUGUUAGGCAUGCUACUGAAGAGCCUGCAAAGCCAGUUACUGGUACAGGUGUAUUACCGACUAGCAAUCCUGCGACCUCAGCUCAAAGCUGAUUUAGCCACGGAGAAACGCUGCUUUCUGCAUGGCUAGUUAUAGUUGUCAAGAUGCAAGAAAAGAAAGCUAUGUUUUUAAUGAGGUGUUGUUUCAAACUCAUCUCGCCAAUGAAAUUUUAGAAGCAAAUAUUUUGUUUGAAUGGCUGAGGCUGCAGCAAUUGAUAUGGUAUCCCGCAGGAUUAUGUAAUAACCCUUUGGUGCAUUUUUUGGUCAAAUAUGUCAUGAACAAAGCAUCCAUUGCAUUUAACGGUAGUUCAGAACAUUGAAUCUUCUGUACAUUAUGCAUGAGGGAGCCCUUUUUGAUA